AGUUUCGGAGUCCAGAAGGUUCGCGCGAGAACCCGAACUCCCCCUUCCUCCCCGUCCGUCGCUGGCAGACGAAAUCCUCUUCCGAUCCAUCACAGAGCCGAACAUUCCAGACCCCGCAGCUUCCCCACCCCGGCAGCAGCUCAAAAUCCAACCACCCUCCGAUCCAACGCCGGUUCUGCCUCCACAGUCCUAACCCCGAAACCAAACGAUCCGGCGCGACCCCUGCCACGGCCCACAGCGAGCCAUGGACGUGCUGAAGCGCGAGCUGCAGCGCAAGCGCCAGCUCCUGGACGCCGACUUCGGCGGUCGCAAAGUCCUCCGCCGCGCCGAGAUCGAGGCCCGCGAGGUCCAGCGCAUCCGCGAGGCCGAGUGCCAGCUCCUCCUCCACAAGCGGCUCCGGGGCGCCCACUCCCACCCCGCCUCCUCGCCUUCUGGUUCCUCCUCGAACUCCUCGCCCACCUCCGCCGCCGCCGCCGACGCGUCGCGGGGGGAGAACGGUCAGAGUGGCCCAGCGGAGACGCUCCCAAGGGAGGAGGUCAUCCGGCGCCUGCGGGUGCUGCGCCAACCGGCCACGCUCUUCGGUGAGGACGACGACGCGCGCCUCCGCCGCCUCCACGAGGUCCUCGAGGACCCCGCCUCGCUCGCCGACGUCGACGCGGCGGAGAUCCGGGAGGGGCAGACCAACGACUUCCUCCGCGACAUCCAGGCGCUGCGGACCAAGGCGGCCGCGAAGCCCAAAGCCGGCGCGGAGGCCCAGCGGAGGGAGGGCAACGGCGAACCGAGGGCGGUGCCGUUCGAGGAGCUCUGCGACGAGGAUAAAAUCGUCGCGUUUUUCGGGAGGCUGAUGGGCGAGUGGAGCCAGGAGGUGGACGAGGUGCCGGAGGCGGAGCGGCGGACGGCCAAGGGGAAGGCCGCGGUGGCCACCUGCAAGCAGUGCGCGCGCUACCUCGAGCCGCUCUUCAAGCAGUGCAAGAAGAAGGCUCUCCCUCCUGAUGUCCGACAAGCAUUGCUGGAGGUGGUCAAGUGCUGCAUGAGACGAGACUACUUGGCUGCAGUGGACAACUAUAUCAAGCUAGCGAUCGGCAACUCACCGUGGCCAAUUGGUGUGACAAUGGUUGGUAUCCAUGAGCGAUCGGCCCGGGAAAAGAUCUGCACGAACAGCGUGGCUCACAUCAUGAAUGAUGAGACAACCAGGAAGUACUUGCAGUCUGUGAAGAGGCUCAUAACAUUCUGCCAGAGGAAGUACCCCACCGAUCCAUCAAGAUCAGUUGAGUUCAACAGCCUGGCCAACGGCAGUGAUCUGCAGUCUCUCCUGGCAGAGCAGAACGCGAAGAAUUCAGAAGAAACGCUUCGGUUAGUCGCUGCGUUGUGACAAUAAAUUGCAGAAUUGUGCUGGAAAUUCUUGGCAUGGGUCCGAUUCUUGUGUGAUUUAUUUCCAGCUCGAGAAUUGCUUACUUCUAAGAACCUGAAUCGCAUA
Messenger RNA from Phragmites australis (common reed), 1477 nucleotides. RefSeq lists its product as uncharacterized. Lineage: Eukaryota; Viridiplantae; Streptophyta; Magnoliopsida; Poales; Poaceae. The transcript is spliced from 2 exons. The record is from RefSeq and is a predicted model, not a curated record. Gene Ontology annotation, cellular component: U2-type post-spliceosomal complex; U4/U6 x U5 tri-snRNP complex; U5 snRNP. Bases 245 to 1372 code for a protein of 375 amino acids. Gene Ontology annotation, biological process: RNA splicing; generation of catalytic spliceosome for second transesterification step.